GCGGUGCGGGGCCUAGGCCGCGGCGGGUCGGCGCCGCCAUGGCCGCCUCGGCCUCCGGCGCGGCGGCGGGCCCCGCGGAGGGGUCGUGCGUGCUGUGCUGCGGAGAGCUGGAGGUGGUGGCGCUGGGCCGCUGCGACCACCCCAUCUGCUACCGGUGCUCGGUGCGGAUGCGGGCGCUGUGCGGCGUGCGGUACUGCGCGGUGUGCCGGGAGGAGCUGGGCCAGGUUGUCUUUGGACGGAAGCUUACGUCUUUCUCAACUAUAGCACUUAACCAGUUGCAGCAUGAGAAGAAAUAUGACAUUUAUUUUACGGAUGGAGAUGUUUAUGCAUUGUACAGGAAGCUGCUGCAGCACGAAUGCUCUUUGUGUCCAGAUGUGAAGCCAUUCAACACCUUUGCAGAUCUGGAACAGCACAUGAGGAAGCAGCAUGAACUCUUCUGUUGCAAACUCUGUGUUAAACACUUAAAGAUUUUUACUUAUGAACGGAAGUGGUAUUCUCGUAAGGACCUCGCCCGUCACCGAAUCCAUGGAGAUCCAGAUGACACCUCUCAUCGUGGGCAUCCCCUGUGUAAAUUUUGUGACGAGCGUUAUUUGGAUAAUGAUGAGUUACUGAAACACCUAAGACGAGAUCAUUAUUUUUGUCACUUCUGUGACUCUGACGGUGCUCAGGAAUACUACAGUGAUUAUGAAUACCUUCGUGAACACUUCCGCGAAAAGCACUUCCUUUGCGAAGAGGGACGGUGCAGCACAGAACAGUUUACCCACGCUUUCCGCACCGAAAUAGAUUAUAAAGCGCACAAAACAGCCUGCCACAGCAAGAACAGGGCAGAGGCCAGGCAGAACCGGCAGAUAGACCUUCAGUUUAACUAUGCUCCUAGGCACCAGAGGAGGAAUGAGGGUGUUAUAGGUGGAGAGGACUAUGAAGAAGUUGACAGGUAUAACAGGCAAGGGAGGUCGGGCAGAUUGGGCGGCCGAGGAAGUCAGCAAAACAGAAGAGGCAGCUGGCGAUACAAGAGAUCUCUGUGUGGCCAGACUGAGUGCUUUGGAAAAAGAAGAGGGGAGGAAGAAGACAGAGACGUUGCAGCGGCAGUCAGGGCGUCUGUAGCAGCUAAACGGCAAGAGGAGAAAAAACGGGUAGAAGACAAAGAGGACAGCAGCAGUAGAGGUAAAAAGGAGGACUUGAGGGAUUCUGAAGUGCUCAGCUCCAAACGUGUGCCAAAGUCUUCAAAUGAUGCUACAGAAGCAGCUGCUAAUGGUGCUUUAAGCCAAGAUGACUUUCCAGCAAUUGGUUCAGCAGCGGGACCUCUGCAAGGCUCUGCCCAGCUAGCAGCGGUUAAGCUUAAAGAAGAAGAUUUCCCAAGCUUGUCAUCCUCUGCAGCACCCACCAUCUCUUCUGGGAUGUCUUUGACGUAUACAGCGACUGCAAAGAAAACAGCUUUCCAAGAGGAGGAUUUUCCAGCUCUGGUGUCCAAAAUGAGGCCUAACAAUAAAACAGUAACUAACAUCACAUCUGCAUGGAACAAUGGUUCCAAUAAAAAUGUGGUCAAAGCCAUCAGCAACCCCUGUGUAAACCAGAUAGCCAAAAAAACAUCCUCCUUGAAUAGCACUAAAGGAAAUAAGAAGAGCAAUAAACUCUCUCAGUCAGACGAUGAAGACAGCGGUAGUGGCUUGACAACCCAGGAGAUCAGAAACACGCCGACAAUGUUUGAUGUAUCGUCCUUGCUGGCAGCUUCUACCUCACAAACUUUUACGAAAGUGAGCAAGAAAAAGAAGGUGGGGGUUGAGAAGCAGAGACCGUCGUCCCCACACGUGUUACAGGAGACGUCGUUUCCCAGGUCAUCGACUGAAAAGCUGCCAGAAGCCGAGCAGGCAGCAAACGCAUCCUCUGCUCUUCACGCCCCUGACAGAUCCGCAACUGUCAUGAAUGGUCAUUUGGAAAAAUCGUUAGUGAUCUGUAGUACACCCAAAGAGCCCCCUGGCCUUAAAAAGCCCACAGUGACUAACAAAUGCCCUUUACCUCAGGAAGACUUCCCAGCUCUUGGGAGCUCAGGAUCAGCUAGAAUGCCCCCGCCACCAGGCUUUAACACUGUGGUGCUAUUAAAGAGUCCUCCUCCGCCUCCGGGACUGUCGGUGCCUGUUAGUAAACCCCCUCCAGGUUUUGCUGUUAUUCCAUCCACCAAUAUCUCUGAACCUGUCACUACAUCUUUGAAAGAGCCAAAAUCCUGUCACGGAUCGUACUUGAUACCGGAAAACUUUCAGCAAAGGAAUAUUCAGCUAAUACAAUCUAUUAAAGAAUUUCUUCAAAGCGAUGAGUCCAAGUUCAAUAAAUUUAAAACUCAUUCUGGGCAAUUCAGACAGGGUCUGAUUUCUGCAGCACAGUAUUACAAAAGUUGCCGAGACCUGCUUGGAGAUAACUUCAAGAAAAUUUUUAACGAGUUGUUGGUGUUGUUGCCGGACACAGUUAAGCAACAAGAACUGCUUUCUGCUCACAACGAUUUCAGAAUCAAAGAAAAACAAAGCUCAAACAAACCCAAAAAGAACAAAAAGAAUGUUUGGCAGACGGACUCCAACUCUGAUCUCGACUGCUAUAUCUGCCCAACGUGUAAGCAAGUACUAACUCAGAAGGACGUUGUCACCCAUAAAGCUUUGCAUAUUGAGGAUGAGGAGUUCCCUUCCUUACAAGCGAUCAGCAGAAUCAUCAGUUAGCUUUCCUGGCGACCAAUAAAGCAGUCUCUGUCUC
This is a messenger RNA of Gymnogyps californianus (California condor), 2739 nucleotides long. It is a transcript of the gene ZNF598, whose product is annotated as zinc finger protein 598, E3 ubiquitin ligase. Gene Ontology annotation, molecular function: ubiquitin protein ligase activity; ribosome binding. Gene Ontology annotation, biological process: protein ubiquitination; rescue of stalled cytosolic ribosome. The transcript is spliced from 13 exons. The record is from RefSeq and is a predicted model, not a curated record. Bases 39 to 2705 code for a protein of 888 amino acids. NCBI's taxonomy places the organism in Eukaryota, Metazoa, Chordata, Aves, Accipitriformes, Cathartidae.